This is a messenger RNA of Cavenderia fasciculata, 1779 nucleotides long. RefSeq lists its product as uncharacterized. Gene Ontology annotation, biological process: protein folding. The coding region runs from base 1 to 1779 and encodes 592 amino acids. The record is from RefSeq and is a predicted model, not a curated record. The transcript is spliced from 5 exons. Gene Ontology annotation, molecular function: ATP-dependent protein folding chaperone; ATP binding. Gene Ontology annotation, cellular component: chaperonin-containing T-complex. NCBI's taxonomy places the organism in Eukaryota, Evosea, Eumycetozoa, Acytosteliales, Cavenderiaceae.
AUGAUAAAGAAACCAUUACCAAAUCAUAUUACAAAUGUAUUUGAAGAGAACUUUAGAGUUAUAGAAUCGAUUGCCAACCUCAUAAGAGGAGGUUAUGGACCAAAUGGUAAAUCAAAGUUGAUAUCACGUGUCAACUAUAGUUAUGAUGUUAUUGAUAAUAAGGGAACUCUAUCAAAUACACCGAGCAAUGUGGUUUUACCAACUGUCGAUGUAUUAUUAACUAAAGAUUCAUAUACAAUUAUUAGAUCAUUAAAUGAAUAUAAAUCACCAAUCUACCAUAUACUAUUACAAUCUUUAUCAAAUUUUAAAAGACAAAAUAGUGGAGGUGUUUGUAGUUUGGUAUUAUUAACCAAUAGUAUACUUGAGAAUAUAAUUCAAUUGUUGAGAUUAAAUAUUAGUCCAUCAUUAAUUAUUAAAGUAAUUGAACAAUGUAAAGUUUAUAUUAAUCAUUUUAUAUUAUUAUUAAUUCAAUCAAAUAAUAAUAAUAAUAAUAACAAGAGUAAUAAUAUUAAAAAUAUUAAUAUCAAUGAUGAUAAUAAUAAUAAUAAUAAUGAAAUAUUUGAAUCAAUUGUUAAAACAAGUUUAUCUGGAAAUGUAUUAUCAACUUAUUCAAAUACUGCUUCAAGAUUAAUUAAAGAUCUAAUUAAAAUAAUUGGACCAAGUUUAAAUAAUGACCAAUUUAAUAUUUUAAAAGUAUUGGGUAAAGUUGAUGGAUUACAACAUCUUGCCAACAAUAGCAACGCCAACAACCAAAAUGAAAAGAUAGAUUCAUCAAGUAUGGUUAUCAAUGGAAUCAUAUAUAAAUCAACAUUUUCCUAUGCUGGAUCAGAAUCAUUUUCAAAAUACAUUGAAAAUCCAAAAAUAUUAUUUAUAGAUAGUGAUAUUGAAUUAAAAAAAGAAAAAGAAAAUACAAUGAUUGAAAUGAAUAGUGUUGGAGAAUACAAUCAAUAUAUGGAUUUUGAAAAGAAUCAAUUUCUAAAACAACUAGAUCAAGUGUAUGAAAAAAAGAUUGAUAUUGUAUUAUCAAAAAAGAGUAUUGGUGAUGUGGCUACGGUGGAAUUUGCAGAACAGGAAAUGUUUGCUAGUGGAAGAGUAGAGUUGACAACCAUGAAUCGACUAGUUGGAUCACUGGGAGGUGUUGUACAAUCGACUUUGUGGGACCUAGCCACCGAGGAUAGAUUCUAUGGCCAUUGCAAUAGUUAUCGACGUAUCAGAUUGGAUGAAAAGCAAUUUGAACUAUUUGAACAACCCAAACAUCGUCCAUACGCAACCGUGUUGUUGUCUGGAACCAACUCUGUCUUUCUGGAUGAGGCAAUGGGUGGACUCACCGAUGCAAUUACAACUAUCAAGAAUAUUCAUGCUAGUCAAGGAUGGGUUACACUAGGUGGAGGUUCAUUUGAAAUUAUGUUAUCACAUGCACUUGAUCAAUUUCAACAACAACAACCAGCAGAACCAGGAUCAGAACAACAACAACAAAUGGAUGAAAAACAAUUAAUGAUUGUUGAAUCUAUAAAGUUGGGUUUGAAAUCAAUUGUACAAAUAUUAUUUAAUAAUGCCAGUACUGGAGGUGCAACUGAUGACAAAGGAUCAGUUAAAAUUGAUCAACUAUUUGAUGAUGGUGGACAAGGCAGCACCGGUCAACCAUCGUUGUUGGGAGUACACAAAAAUGGAACAAUAGGCAACAUGGCAGACCAUAAUAUAUGGGAACCACUCAACUCAAAGAUAGGAUACGUAAAUGAAUCUUUGGAUUUAGUUUGUUUGUUAUUAUCAGUCUAUUAG